CGUAGUUUUCAAUUAGUUCAAAAUGUAUCUCAAAUUGGUUGCAUUAUUCUUUGUUCUUAGUGUCUGUAAUUGUGAAUUGUCAUAUGAUUAUCACAGAAAUGUGGGGAUUCGUGUUGCAAAUUAUGUUCUCCAAAAUGAGAAGAUGGCCAGAAUAAUUGGUGGUUCUAAAGUACCUGGAACUACUUCUUAUCCAUAUCAGGCAGGUAUAGUAGCAACCCUCACAACUGGCUGGACGUCCAUCUGUGGAGGAGCUCUCAUCUCGAACACCCGGGUCCUAACCGCGGCUCACUGCUGGUGGGAUGGUGUUAGUCAAGCAAAGACCUUCACUGUAGUACUGGGAUCCUUGACCAUAUUCACGGGUGGUACAAGAAUAACCAGUAGUGAUGUGGUGGUGCAUCCCUCGUGGAAUUUGAAGGACUAUACACAUGAUGUUGCUGUGGUCAAGAUUGCGAGGGUGGAAUAUAAUAAUAACAUACAAGCAAUACCGUUGCCAAGUGCUGCAGAUGUUAACAAUAACUUCGCGGGCGUCACCGCGACUGUCACGGGGUAUGGCAAGACGAGCGAUGCUCAAACCAGUUUCCCGACCACCACGGCUCUUCACCACAUAAAUUUGAAAGUCAUCACCAACGCAGUAUGCCAGAAAAGUUUUCCCGUGACGAUCCACGGCAGCCAUCUUUGUACCGAUGGCAGUGGCAAGGUUGGCACUUGCGAAGGAGAUUCUGGUGGACCGUUGACUGCUGUGGUUAAUAAUAAACGGACUUUGAUCGGCAUAGUUUCCUUCGGCCUGGCUGACAGCUGCCAGUCUGGGAACCCAUCGGUGUACACGCGGGUGACUGCUUUCCUUACAUGGAUCAACGCACAACUAUAACAGGAAUUAUGUAUAAAAAAGGUUUUGUGCUAAAUAGUAUGGAGAAUAAAUGAUAUGAGAAUUU
Colias croceus (clouded yellow) is the source of this 932-nucleotide messenger RNA. RefSeq names its product collagenase-like. The record is from RefSeq and is a predicted model, not a curated record. Bases 23 to 868 code for a protein of 281 amino acids. Gene Ontology annotation, biological process: proteolysis. Gene Ontology annotation, molecular function: serine-type endopeptidase activity. Lineage: Eukaryota; Metazoa; Arthropoda; Insecta; Lepidoptera; Pieridae. The transcript has 5 exons.